AUGCCUACUUGUUAUCAUCAUCCGAUUUCUAUGACUGACAAUCAAGAAGUCGAAGAACUUGAGUAUGAUAUAAUUGAUAAAGCAAAUGCUCUUGUGAAGGAUUAUCUCGAUGAUGAAAAUCUUUCUUAUUAUACUAUUAACUUAAUUAUUAAUGAUCUAUGUGAAAGUGGAACAGUAUCAAAUAAUUUAUUCGAUGCAGAUAUAACAGAUAUUUAUGCAAAUAGUAUACUAUCAUCAACAACAUCAUUAAUAUCUUCAAGCAAUGAUUAUUCAACAGCUAUUACUCAAGAAAUAUAUCAACAACUGAAGGAUAAUAUUGCUGAUAUUUCUGCUAGAAAACAAUUGUGGGGUAAGUUUAUUAACUAA
Molecule: messenger RNA, 366 nt
Organism: Rotaria sordida
Lineage: Eukaryota; Metazoa; Rotifera; Eurotatoria; Philodinida; Philodinidae
Source: the annotation of a GenBank genome assembly